GAUAAAUCAGCGAUGAAUUCAUUCAUUCAUUCGUCUUUCCGUUCGCACAGUCCAUCGCUUAUUCAUCCACCCACUCGCCGGACACUGUCUGUCUGUCAGCCAGUCAGUUACUCUGCAUCUCGGCAACAGAGACCCAAGCCGAGCGCACCUCCGCUGGCAGCACCGUCUGCAGACAGACAACACAGUCCGUGCGGCUACGUGUGUGUGUGUGUCUCCUUUCUGCGCAAGUGAGUGUGCACCUGGUCCGUCAGCUGCGUUGGUCUGCGGUGACACCUGCGUCCACAGCUCUGUGUCGGGACCAACCUGCAGACAUACACGAUGCACACGAGACACGGCGCAAGGAGGGUGUGUUCGUGGUGCGUGGGAUGGGUGGAUGGAUGGACUGACGUAUCCGUUGCCUCUCGCAACUUGGUAGCCUGCAUUCGGAAACGACAGAAGCCUUGUGGAUGUGUGCGUGUGUGUAUCGUGUGGCUGUCCAUCCAUCACCUCCAGAAUGCAGCUCGAGCGAAUUGCAGAUGUGGUAGCCUGCAGACAUCACGACACAGCUGCAGGCUACCACAUUAUUUCCCGCACAUAGCUCACCGGCCGGGCACGCAGCGACGGCCUCAGAGAGUGUGCAGUUGAGGCAUGCCAGCCGGAUGAACGAGGGCUCAGUGCCGCCGAGCGCCGGCGCCGCCUCAGCCUGGAUCUCGUCACGCCCCAAAGGACGGUUGUAAACGCGCAGCUCGUCCAGCAGAAGGGGAACUAUGCAUACGCGCACACACACAAUGGACACAAAGCAAAACGGCAAACGCAGGAACAUCAUGCGAUGGUGUGGAUGAAAUCAAGGGCCGCACCCACUCACCGUCGCAGAGUGGUUGUGUCAGUGGAGUCGAGCCGACGUACAAUGGUAAUUCAUUGGCGCGAGACACACCUGACAAACAACAACCGACACCCAACCCUCUCAGUGUGGUGUGUCUCUCAUUCUGUGUCUCGCUUUACCAGCCGUCUUGACUUUAGCGUCGAGUAUGCCGUUGACAUACAGCCGAAGCUUGUCGCCGUGGCGCACAAGUGCCACGUGUGUCCAGGUGUGAUGGUUCAGCCGCGCAUUACUAACGAGACUCUCGCCCUCCUCGCCGCUGUUUGCGGUGGUGGUGACGCGGGCCCUGAGCCGCUUGUCGGUCUUGUGCAGGGCGAUCUCAGGAUGGUACUCGAACGAAUGCACAUCGGGAUUGGCGACGCCCUUGUGCAGCAAUGGGCACCUGCAUGGAUGGCAUGAUAGAUGAAAGGUGAGGGACAGUUGGUGGUGACACCACAACUCACCAUCUGAGGCCCUUGGUGUCUGUCGUGUCAGCGUCGUUGGCCCGCAACAGAAACAUCCAGAACGUCACCGAGAAGUCGGCACUCUAAGACCACACAAACAAACAAACAAAGAAAUGAAGCAGCAAACAAACAAACAGACACGCACAUCAUCAUUGCACAUUUCUCACACACAUCGAAGUGGGGCGAGUGCGGCACGGUCAUCAUCUGCUGCUGCAGAGUGACAAACGACACCAAAACACAGAUGAUUCUUGGCUGUUGAGUCAGUGUCGACUGUCAACGUUGACUGUCUGGAUCUUACCCGAAACAGCGCCGAAGACCCGACGCCACCAAAGGCCGGCGCUGCAAAGAUGCUGCCCGACCCAUGAUGAGCCAAUCCCGACGUGUCGACGGGCUCCGACUCAUCGAACGUGAAGUGGGCGAUACAUCCCUCCUGCCGUGCGGCGGGAAGGAUCACUCGCUUGCCGCUGUGCAAGCAGAUGGAUCCCUCAAUUUCCACGUCACACUGGGGAGCCGUCGACGUGUCGGACACCAGCUCGCCGCUGGCGAGUGCGCGGAUGUCGGGAGUGGCUGCCUUCCCAUUGGCAGCGGAGAAACUGCAACACAAACGGCGAAGUUGGCAGAACGCGAUGACUCGGUGCAGGUCUGUGGUCUUACUGGUGCGAUACGGCUGCCAGGUGGGAGGAGGAUGAGAUCGUUGUGAAGAUGGAUGCCACAAGCAACAGAAUGGCUCCCUUCAUGGUGAAAUUGGAUUCAAAAAAG
Molecule: messenger RNA, 2061 nt
Organism: Vitrella brassicaformis
Lineage: Eukaryota; Vitrellaceae
Source: the annotation of a GenBank genome assembly